Molecule: messenger RNA, 634 nt
Organism: Drosophila erecta
Lineage: Eukaryota; Metazoa; Arthropoda; Insecta; Diptera; Drosophilidae
Product: early lactation protein
Exons: 1
Coding region: 93-491 (132 amino acids)
Molecular function (GO): serine-type endopeptidase inhibitor activity
Source: RefSeq, a predicted model, not a curated record
CGUGAGUUAAUCAGUUCGGACGGAUAGUAUUUAAGCCACAAUCUCCGAACAAGCCCAAAUCAUUCGCUCAUCAUCCACUCAACGGAAUCGAAAUGUGCUUCAGAUAUAGCAUCAGUUUCAUAGUAAUCGCCGCUGUAAUGCUUCUGGCAGCCGGAAUUCGGGCAGCUCCAUCGGAUGUGGUGGUGGAGAAGGCGGAGGAUCCAGCGGUGGCCAAUCCCCUGCCGGAUGCCAGUGAGCUCUCUGUUCCGGAGGACUGCCAUCAGCCCAAGGAAACCGGUCGCUGUUUCGCCCUGUUCUACCGAUAUGCCUACAACGUGGAUACCCAAUCCUGCGAGGAGUUCGUCUACGGAGGAUGUGCCGGCAACAAGAACAACUUCGAGUCCAAGGAGCAGUGCGAGCAGGCCUGUUUGGCAAAGUCUGCGGGUUCCACCACCGACUCAACCACCGAACAAAACAGCGAAGUGGCCACCGAAACUAGCACCUCGGCUUAAAAUAUUUUUGUUUGUUUGUAAUUUAUUUGCCAUCCAUCUUCAUCAUCCGCAAAUAACUCCGCAAUAUUUCACUGAGUUGUUUAUUUAACCAUUUGAUUAUACUUUUUCAAUGAAUAUACUAUUGUGAUUUAUACUCGUACAUA